This is a messenger RNA of Rosa rugosa (rugosa rose), 4176 nucleotides long. RefSeq lists its product as uncharacterized. The coding region runs from base 157 to 3855 and encodes 1232 amino acids. The record is from RefSeq and is a predicted model, not a curated record. The transcript is spliced from 16 exons. Gene Ontology annotation, biological process: mitotic DNA replication checkpoint signaling; DNA damage checkpoint signaling; DNA repair. Gene Ontology annotation, molecular function: ATP binding; ATP hydrolysis activity; chromatin binding. NCBI's taxonomy places the organism in Eukaryota, Viridiplantae, Streptophyta, Magnoliopsida, Rosales, Rosaceae.
UAACCACGUUUCCGUUACACACAAAAACUCUGCUUGGACCAAAACAAAAAAAAAGGACGAGACUAGACUUUAGCUGGUCUUUCUCCAAAUCCCUAAAAUCUCUGCAAAAACCCCCAAUUCCUCAACCGAAUCAAUCCGCUCAAUUACUCGAUUCACAUGGACGAAUCGCCGCAGAAAUCUCCGGCGACGCCGAAACGGCGGACCCGGCGGAGACUGGUGCAGUCGACGCUGGUGCUUGUGAAGCCGGCGGAGCUGGUGGAGAACGGCGAUCCGAAGAAGGAGAAUAGCGAAGAGAAGAACGAUCAGGAUGAGGAGUUCUGCGGGAGUCAGAGCAAGAGGAAGAGGAAGCCGGCGGCGGCCAAGAAGACGCCGCCGGUUAAAGCUCCUAAGAAGAACGGUAAGCGAUCGGCGAAUAGUACACCGACCAAGAAGAAUGGAAAAGAUGUGGUGGUUGAAGAUGGACCUCUGAUAAUGCCUGAUUUGAGAUUAGAGGCCAAAUUGAGAAGCGAGGAAAUCUCACGGAUCUGGACGAAGGAAGGAAGGCAAUUACAUCCCUUUUUUGCAUGUUCGAAAGCGGGCAAGAAAAGUCAGGAGGCAACUGAAGUCGAGGGCAGUUCAAGCUUCAUGGGGUGUAAGGAGAAAUAUAUUACUUGUGCCCCAAUUCAUGUGUUUGACGAUACUCAGGACGAUGCUGUGUUUCUUGAUUGGAGAAAUUGGACAUUUUGUGAGGAAACCAGUCUGACAAGUGGUCCUCAUCAUGAAUGUAUGCCGUCCUCAAUAUUUGAGGGCUCUGUUGAGUGCUUAAAUUUUGAUAAGGCUUCUAGUGUUUCCCAACCGUGCAAAUCAUCAACUUUUCAAAACACAGCCUCUUUAGAUCAGUGUCGUAUUCAACAGGAAUGUGCUCAGGAAACAUCAUCCACAGUCCCUCAGUUUUUGCCUAAUGAGCAAAUGAGGUGCUAUCAGCACUCAAAGGAAGUAGAGGAUUGUGAGGUUGGUUUGUUUUCUGAGCAUACUGGUUGCAUGAAGGAGUCAGAUAUUGAGCAGCAGAAUACAUUUCUGGAGGAAAGGAUGUCAAACAAUCCUGGUUGCUGUGAUCAAUCUGAGAAUAGCUUAUGGACUUAUAAGUACCAGCCAAAGAAUGCCAGGGAGGGUUCUUCUUCUGAAAACUUGAUCAUGCAGGUAUGUGGUAAUAAUGAAUCUGUGAGGUUUUUGAGUGAGUGGCUUCGUUCUUGGUAUGAACGAGAUCUUCAAACUAGUGAAGAUGGUGACAGGCAAGGCAUUGAUUAUAAGUGCACUCAAAGUGACUCAGAAAGUGAAGACGAUGAGAUCUUGAAGAAAAAGAAUGUUCUGUUAGUUACAGGGCCAAUUGGGAGUGGAAAGUCUGCAGCUAUAUAUGCGUGUGCAAAAGAACAAGGGAUUAAGGUUUUGGAGCUCAGUGCAUCAGAGUGUCGGACUGGAGCUACUGUAAAACAGAGGUUUGGAGAGGCGUUCAAAUCUCGCAAGUUUCAAAGAUCAGUGACCAAUGCUGCUGGUUCACAGAACAAGCUUAUUAUGAAGUCUCGCUUUGUUGAGGCUACUGGUACGACAGGCCAAGACUUGGAUGAUGAUGUUGUUGAACUGAUACCCAUAUCAGAUGAAGAAAGUCAUGAUGCUACUGGAACUUCUGGAACAUUUGCCUUCAAGGAGGACUGUUGCAAAGAUAAACUUGUUAUACUUUUUGAGGAUGUGGACAUUACUUUUCAAGAAGAACGUGGUUUCAUUGCAGCAAUUCAGCAGAUAGCUAAAACAGCGAAUGGGCCCAUAAUAUUGACCAGCAAUAGUCCAAAACCUGACCUGCCAGACAGUUUUGAUAGAUUACAAGUGCAUUUCAUGUUGCCAUCAUCAGCGGAGCUGUAUUCCCAUGCAUAUAUGGUUUGUGCUGCAGAGAGAGCCAGCAUACAGCCCUAUUUACUUGAGCGAUUUAUUGAAUGUUGUGGAGGAGAUAUUCGGAAAAUUAUUAUGCAUCUUCAGUUCUGGUGCCAAGGUAGAAGUUUUAGAAAAGAUACAAAAAUUAUGCGAGAGACAUAUGGUUCAUUGCUAUUUGAUGUUGAGGCUGGUCAUCAGAUGCUGCCAAAAUUAUUACCUUGGGAUUUACCUUCUCAGUUAUCUGAUUUAGUAGAGAAAGAGAUAACCAAGUCAUUAUCAAUGAUGGAAGAAGGUUUAAGCCCAAUGGAGGUAGAUGACAAUAUAGAAGUGCAAUGUAGUUUGAACAUGGCUUAUAGUGAAAUGGAAAAUAUGGAGGCCAAGAAGGUAGCAAUGCUGAGCAGGAAUGGCUAUACUCAUGAGUGCAGUGAGUACACAGCAACUGAUACUGCUCCCGACUUUUCUAAUGAUUCAAGUACCUCAUUUCCUUUCCCCCGGCGACAUGUUCGGAGGAUGCAUGGUGUUGUAUUGUCUUCUGAUUCUGAAGAUGACUUUAUGAAGAAUGGAUAUCCUACAGUUACAGAUAAAGAUACUAACCAUGAAAUCCUUGGAGUUGACUCAUUAUCAGAGAUGCUACUUUUUCCUGGAGUGACGAAUAUAGAUAGAGGACUUUAUGACUGUUUAACUGCAGAUGAAUUUCCCACAAGUGAAAUGUGCAACUUCGCAGAUAUAUCCUGUGUGCCAGAAUCGUCUUUUGUUCCCGAAACUCAAAUGGAUAAUGAAACAGAUUUCUUAUCUCAAACAAUGUCUUCUGGUCACUUUGCUACAGCUAUAAAUGAAGUAUUUUUGGGCGAUGAAUUACCAGUUGAAGACAAUAAUGGAAUAGAUCUGUUGUCUCAAACAGUGUCUUCUGGCCAUUUUGCUAACACCAUGAAUGAAGUACGUUUCGAUGAAGAAUUACCUGUUGAAGACAACAAUCCUGCUCAAUUAAAAUCAGGAUUACAGAUAAAUUUUGAUAAUGUGGGAAAUAAUUGUGAUGCCAUUCUAGAAUAUUCUCAUCAGGAGUUGGAAGAUUCUCAAAGUGAACAUGGGGAGACUGUUGCAAGAGCUUAUCAAUUGAUGGAUGAGUGCAGCCGCAUGGAUUUUAAUAAGGGCUCCAAGUUUAUACAGGAGAAAAAAACCUCAGCAGUCAGUGAUCUUGUUCAAGAUUCAUGGAACAAAAUUCGUGGAUGGCGCAAUGAUCUAAGGCAGUAUGCUGCAUCAGAACAAGAGGCCUCUCAGAUUGUUAUGCUUGCUUAUAGAACGAGCAAUUUGAUCUCGGAAACUGACAUGUUGUUUUCUAAAUGCCAACCACUAAUGAGUGAUUCUGUGGAACCAUCAAUGAUCUCCUCUGAUGAGUCGGAUUCAUUCAGCUGGUGUGAUGAGCGGUUGCUAUUGGCAUCCACAAUUGCCCAGCAUGGAUUUUGCUUCUACGCAAAGGGCAUUUCUUCAGUAGGAUCAAAUGUAGGUUGUGUGAGGAGGGUGGAUAUGGAUAUAGCCUCUGAGAUGUUGGCUAACACAACUAAUAUGAUGGCCUUAUGUAAGUUAGUUGGACAGGGUAUGAGAACAAGUAAAACAUCAUAUGCUGGAAGAAAUUCAGAGAUUAGUCAGCCAAAUGUGAUUACAAGUGAAAUCAAGUCGCAUAUAUUUGAUGCAAUCCAGUCAAUUGUACCUUCCAGAUUCAACUUGACAUUGAGAGGCAGUGCAUACCUCGAGUAUCUUUCCUCACUUCGCCACAUUUCAAGAUCAGAAGCUUCUCGUUUGUCAAAAGGCGUCGAGAUGACCACAAGAAGAAGAAGGAGGAGGGUUGCUCCACACUACCUGAGCAGUGGUGCAAGAAUGUUGUCUGCUGAACAGUUAUCAUUGCUAGAUCAGUAUAACUUACGUGGGAAGACCACCACCUCUUCCGAUUAACUCUGAUGCAAUUCAUCAGAUAGAAAACUAACAUAAUGUUAUAGUAACUUCUGAAUCUCAAUAAGGUAGUCAGGUUCAAUAAGGCUGCUCUAGAAAGACCCGAAAGGAAUCACUAUGAAGGCUUGAUAUUCACUUGCAGGAAAGGUGAGUGUCCUAAUGUGCAAAUCCCGCUAUGGUUCCUUCCCAUUUCCCUCAUUGUAACGCUUAGAGUGAUUAUAUUUUAUUAUUUUUUGGAGCUCCUAGGUAUUGUUUAUGUUAGUAUGUAACGCGUAUAUAUUUAAGUGAAAAUAGGAAAAGAGUAACCAGGCAACUUCAGUACAA